Folsomia candida is the source of this 1959-nucleotide messenger RNA. RefSeq names its product cytochrome P450 9e2. The transcript has 3 exons. Gene Ontology annotation, molecular function: iron ion binding; oxidoreductase activity, acting on paired donors, with incorporation or reduction of molecular oxygen; heme binding. Bases 179 to 1789 code for a protein of 536 amino acids. Lineage: Eukaryota; Metazoa; Arthropoda; Collembola; Entomobryomorpha; Isotomidae. The record is from RefSeq and is a predicted model, not a curated record.
CUGAUGCAAAUAUAAUUUGCGAAUGUCCAUAUAUUCGCAGCACUUCAUCUCAUCUAUAGCAUAACAACUCAUUCUAUAACAAAAGCUGUCCAAUUGCGGUAGUGUCCUGCUAUUUCACAUAAAAUAAAAUUCGCAAAUUUUGUGCAAUUUGAUCAAUAUUCAUAAUUAGUUAAUAAUCAUGGGGAUCACCGAUAUCCUGUGGAUUGUCCUCUAUCUGAUCCUCCUGUUCAUCUCCUACUUUGUCUACUCUGUGGUUAAAGAAGUUCUCUUGUUCCGUUCCAAAAAAGUUUUACACUUGGGCAACGCCUUAGUAAAUGCUCUCUAUUACAUGAAUUUCAAGAAAAUGGGGAUGUUGGAACUUAUCCAAGAAAACUAUAGCAAAAUGAGAAAAGCUAAGGUGCACGUGGCAGGGAAUAUGGACAUGGGCAUUGUAAAUUACACGGUGACAGAUUUGAAUAUGUUGAAACACAUAUUUGUCAAAGAUUUCGAUCACUUUGUGAACCGCAGAGCUCUCACACUACCAAGCAAUGAUAUCCUGGUAAAGAAAAUGCUCAUAUUUCUGCAAGACGAGCAGUGGAAAGGAUUGAGGUCAAAGUUGAGCCCGACUUUCACCACGGGAAAGAUUAAGCGUCUCUUCUCCCUCUUCAACGACAGCUCCAAGAAAUUGGUGAAGUAUGUCGACGAAAGAAUGGAGGAAUCGACCGAUGGCGAAAUUGACCUGGGCGAAGGAUACUCAAAGUUCACAAUGGACACGAUCGCCUCCGCCGUUUGUGGCAUGAACUCGCAAGCAUUCGAUCAAACUGAACCCUCAAUUUUUGAGUUGAUGGGAAAAAAGAUGCAGCUUAAUUUUAACUCGAAGACUUUCCUCAAGUUCUUUUUCAUGUUCAGAUUUCCAAAGUUGGCUGGAAGAUUGGGAAUAACAAUGUUUGGAGAAGAGAUGCACGAGUUUUUCGCAGGUGCGAUUAAAUCGUCGAUUAAACAGAGGGACAAAACUGGGCAAAAAGGGAACGACUUUAUUCAGUUGAUGUUGGAGACGAGAGAAGACAAGCUGAAGACGGAUGAAAGUGAGUUGGACAGUUUUGAGAAGGAUGCCAUCAUAAAGAGCGAGGUCAAGGGUCAAGCGUCGACUGCCGACCUUUUGGACGAUGACGGCGUCGUUUCGAAUUGCGUGCUUUUCAUCCUCGCUGGGUUUGAUACGACACAAUCACUUUUGCUGUUUUGCGCAUAUGCGCUCGCAAUCCAUCCGGAAAUUCAAGAUAAGUUGAGGAAGGAAGUUGAAGGCGUUUUGGAUGCAAAUGAUGGCGAUUUUACGUAUGACUCAAUACAUAAAAUGGCGUACCUCGAUAUGGUCAUUAAUGAAACCCUGCGAUUUUACCCACCCGCAGCGAUUACGGAUCGGGGUUGCAAUCAAGACUUUUUACUUCCUGGUACUGACAUCACUGUCAAAAAAGGAGAAGCAGUGAUAGUUCCGAUAUAUGGGAUUCAUCACGACGAACGGUACUAUCCAGAACCUGAAACGUUUGAUCCUGAACGAUUCUCACCUGAAAAUAAGGGGAAAAUGAACACCUACGCUUUCCUUCCGUUCGGACAAGGGCCAAGAAAUUGCAUUGGAAUGAGAUUUGCAUUGACGGAAGUGAAGCUGGCGAUUGCCCAACUCGUUCAUAAUUUUGAUAUCGAACCCUCCAAAAGAACGCUGAUUCCAAUGCAAUACCAAAAUGCAGGAUCUCUCAAACCAAAGGAUGGCAUGUGGCUGGCCCUAAAACGAAGAUCAGGGACAAUUGCAGGGUAGUUUUUGACUGAAAAUAUGGUUUUUAACUUUCAAUACAGUAUUAUAGUUAUUAAUUAUGUAUGAUUAUUAUGUUCACUACUUAUUUCUUAAUAUUAUUUUCUAAUGUUCCUAAUCUCAUGUUUAAAUAAAAAUUGCCCGUGGUGUACAGCCGUGAAGUAAAUUUUUAGAAA